Messenger RNA from Oryzias melastigma (Indian medaka), 1812 nucleotides. RefSeq names its product acetylserotonin O-methyltransferase 2 (gene asmt2). Bases 345 to 1391 code for a protein of 348 amino acids. The transcript has 8 exons. Gene Ontology annotation, biological process: melatonin biosynthetic process; methylation. The record is from RefSeq and is a predicted model, not a curated record. Gene Ontology annotation, molecular function: acetylserotonin O-methyltransferase activity. Lineage: Eukaryota; Metazoa; Chordata; Actinopteri; Beloniformes; Adrianichthyidae.
CAGGUGUCUGUGUCCCCAUGAUCCGGCCUCUGCUGCGCGUGCACUGAAGGAACCGUUCUCGUGCACAGCUGAUGCUACUCGUGCACAGUUAAAUGCCGCUCGUGCACAGUUGGUGUCGCCCGUGCACAGUUGGUGUCGCUCGUGCACAGUUGGUGUCGCUCGUGCACAGUUGCCGCCGCGGCUCCUCGUCGCUUCCAGAGAUGCGUCUCCUCCGCGGAUGACCCGCUCCCCCCGCAGAGACUCUGGUCUCCAUCUUGGCUGGAGCCUCAAACGCCACCGGGACGGAGUCUCUCACUCUCUCUCCGUCCGUGGGCCGUGCGCGUGUCCGUGGGUCCGCUGCAGCCAUGGCAGAGCAUCUGUCCCAGAGCGAGCUGGACUACCCCUUCAAACUUCUGGAGUAUCUCAACGGCUUCAGGGUGUCGAAGGUGAUCUUCAGCGCCUGCGAGCUGGGAGUCUUUGACCUCCUGCUGAACUCUGCGGAGCCUGUCAGCGCCCAGACGGUGGCCCGGGAGCUGCGCACCAGCGUGGACGGGAUGGAGAGACUGCUGGACGCCCUGGUGGGCAUCGAGAUCCUGGAGGUGGAGGUGACAGGUGGCACAGCUCUGUACAGCAGCACAGACGUGGCCAGCCUCUACCUGGCGAAGGGAAGCGCCAAGUCUCUCCACGACAUGAUCAUCUACCAGUCCCAAACCAUCUACCCGCUGUGGAGCAACAUGGCGAAUGCCGUCAGAGAGGGCAGGAACCAAAACCAGAAGACCUUCGGCCUUCCACCUGAAGAUGUGUUUCAAGCGAUUUACAGGUCAGAGGAGGAGAUGCUGAAGUUCAUGGGUCUGAUGAACUCCACCUGGGUUCUGGAUGGACACGAUGUCGUGACCGCGUUCAACCUCUCAGGCUUUCAGACAAUAGUUGAUCUUGGAGGCUGCACAGGUGCUCUGGCUCGGGAGAUGGCGCUGGCCUAUCCCUCCUCCUCCGUGAUGGUGUUCGACCUGCCUCAGGUGGUUGAAGCAGCUCAGAAGCAUUUCUCCCAGGAGAACCAAACUGUGGUGUUUCAGACCGGAGAUUUCUUCAGUGGGGAAAUCCCUGCUGCUGACCUGUAUGUUCUGGCCAGGAUCCUUCAUGACUGGCCUGAGGACAAGUGUCUGAAGCUGCUGAAGAAGAUCUACGAUGCUUGUAAGCCAGGCGGCGGCGUUCUGCUUGUGGAAGCCAUGUUGUUUGAGAACAGACGUGGGCCCGUCAUGGCGCAGAUCUUCUCCCUCAACAUGCUGGUGCAGGCGGAGGGCAGGGAGCGCGCUCCGUCUGACUACUCCCACAUGCUCCACAAGACGGGCUUCCACAACAUUCAAGUCUGCAGGACUGGGAAGUCCUACGACUCCAUCCUGGCCAUCAGAUGAGCUCUUUGUUUGUCUGAGAAAAUGUGGAAAUCAACAUUUUAGGAUCCUGUUUAGUUUUUGUGAGGUACUGAUGGUCACACUACAGUACUAUAUGUCCUUGUUGUGUAAAGGUUGGCACUAAUAUUAACACUCCUGAGGUCAGUUUGCUGCUGGACAAACCUUCAUCUGGUCUCCUGAAAUCCUUAGCUGUUUCCACAUUAUCUUCAAGUUGGAAUGUGAAGCAAAUGAAAAAAUAUGGUGUUUUUUGUUUUUAAUGUUUUGUGCUGAGCUUUGUGGGUUGAGUUGACUUUUGCUGAGAGUGCAGGGGUGUCAAACUCAAUCGCACAAGUGGCCAAAAUCCAAAACUCACCUUAGGUCGCGGGCCGAACAGGAUAAACAUUUAUUGAACACAAUUAAACUACAUUUUAAAAACUUUAAAACU